Geodia barretti is the source of this 1467-nucleotide messenger RNA. Lineage: Eukaryota; Metazoa; Porifera; Demospongiae; Tetractinellida; Geodiidae. The record is from the annotation of a GenBank genome assembly.
AUGUCGAAACGACUGGCGACGCUCGGUUCCGCGGCCCUGAUUGCGGUGACGUCCAUGGCGAUCGGAAUCAUCAUCGCGUCGCGGUUCGAUAUGGCGCCGGCUUCAUCGGCGCAGACGCAGACGUUCACGGCGCCGCCGAUGAACAGCGAGCCGCUCAGCGGGCCGAUCGACGCCGGCACGUUCCGCGAGAUUGCCCGGACCCAGGCGAGCAUGGUCGUCAACAUCCGCACCGAAUCGCUGCGCGCCGGCGGCGGUCCCAACGAUUUCUUCGGCGGCAACGACCAGUUCCGGCGGUUCUUCGGGGUGCCGGGUCCCGAUCAGGAGCAGCAGGAAGAAGAGACCGUCCCGGGCAUGGGCACCGGUUUCGUGAUCGACGACUCCGGGCUGAUCCUGACGAACAACCACGUGGUGGCCGAAGCAACAAAAAUCGAAAUCGAUUUCUUCGGCGACGAGGACGGCACGUACUACGAGGCCCGCGUGCUCGGCCGGGAUCCGCUGACCGACAGCGCCCUGCUGGAACUGACCGAACGGCCGGACGGACAGUUGUCGGUGGCGCAGUUCGGCGAUUCCGACCAGAUGGAACCGGGCGAUUGGGUGAUGGCCAUCGGCAACCCGUUCGGCUACGGCCAUACGGUGACCGUGGGGGUAAUCUCCGCCGUGGGACGCCCCUACCGGUCCGUGCCCGGCCGCUCGCAGGACGUUCUGCAAACGGACGCGGCCAUCAAUCCGGGCAACUCCGGCGGGCCGCUGCUCAACAUCCGCGGCGAGGUAAUCGGGAUCAACACCGCGAUCGUCAGCGAUCGGCCGUCGAACGUCGGCAUCGGCUUCGCCAUUCCGAGCAAUAUCGUCCGCGAGCUGCUGACCGAACUGCGGGGCGGCAAGGUCACCCGCGGGCGGAUCGGCGUGCAGAUCUACGAUGUCGAGGACGCGGAGGACGCGGAGGCGCUGGGGCUCUCGUCGGAGAUGGGCGCCAUCGUCUCUGCCGUGGCCGAGGACGGUCCGGCCGGCCAGGCCGGCAUGCGGCCGGGCGACAACCGCGUCGUCAACACGCGGCCCGGGACGACGGUGCCGGUCCGCGUGGUGCGGGACGGCGAGGAGUUGACGCUCAACGUCACCAUUGAAGAGCUCGACUUCGACGUCGAAGCGCGCGGCCCGGAAGCCGAGUCGCCGGAAGAGCUGAGCGAAGGGUUCGGCAUGACGCUGCGUGACCUCACGCCGCAGGCCGCGGCGCGCCUGCGGCUGCCGGACGGCACGACCGGAGCCAUCGUGGCCGACCUGCAGCGGCGCGGGGCCGCCGCGGCCGGCGGCGUGCGGGCUGGCGACGUCAUCCUGAGCAUCAACCGGGUCGAGGUAGGCAGCGCCGCGGCGGCGGUGCGCGAGCUCAACAGCGUCGAAUCGGGCCGCGCGGCGUUCCUGCUUAUCCAACGCGGCGACGAGCAGGUAUUCCUGCAGAUCCGCAAGGAGUAG